Messenger RNA from Hippoglossus stenolepis (Pacific halibut), 1264 nucleotides. Its product is annotated as lathosterol oxidase. The record is from RefSeq and is a predicted model, not a curated record. Bases 422 to 1264 code for a protein of 280 amino acids. The transcript is spliced from 7 exons. NCBI's taxonomy places the organism in Eukaryota, Metazoa, Chordata, Actinopteri, Pleuronectiformes, Pleuronectidae. Gene Ontology annotation, molecular function: oxidoreductase activity; iron ion binding.
CCCACGAGUCACACGUGUCUCCCCUGGAUCCUGUCAGGAUACUUGUUGCCUAAACUAAACGAAGCCAGGAAGAGCGUUCCUUUAACUCUGCACCUUUCUGGGAAACAUAUUGGAAUGUUGUAAUAGCAGGGAACAUUUUUGCAACUCUAUCGGUCACAUCAUUUCUGCCACAAAUCAUAUGCUGGUGGACAAACCUUGUGUGAGGAGGAGCUGGUCUUCUUUCAAGGAAGGUUCCCACAAACCUGACAUCGGGCCCUGGUCCUAACGCAGUCGACCAACCUGUAGCCGACAGUUCAAACAGUUUUCACUCAAACAGACACAGCGUCACUAAUGGAGGUAAAACUAGUCUUUUGAGCGUUAAUGUCUUUACACUGGAAUCACAGCUUGAAGAGGGACACCGGUCAUUGAUUCAGCCUGUGCCAUGGAUCAUGUGCUCUACAUCGCUGACCACUACAUCCUCACUCCGUACGUGUACCCGGCCUCGUGGCCCGAGGAUGAAGCUCUGCGUCAGAUAAUCAGCCUGUGGGUGGUGACAACGAUGGGAGCAGAGCUGCUUUACCUGGGCUUUGCUGCUCUUAACUUCUAUGGUGUGUUCGACCACAAGCUCAUGAAACAUCCACAGUUUAUCAAGAACCAGGUAAGAAAAGAAAUCCAGCUGGGAGUGAACUCGAUCUUCUGGAUGAGCUUCCCCACUGUCGCUCUUUUCUUCUGGGAGAUCAAGGGACACAGCAAACUUUACGACCACAUCAGCGAAUCUUCCCUGGGCUGGGCUGGAGUGUUCCUGAGCAUUGCUGGUUUCUUGUUCUUCACCGACAUGUGUAUCUACUGGAUACACCGCUGGAUGCAUCAUAAGCUCAUUUACAAGCACUUACAUAAGCAACACCACAUAUUCAAGAUCCCCACGCCAUUUGCCAGCCACGCCUUCCACCCACUGGACGGCUUCCUGCAGAGCUUACCCUACCACGUCUACCCCUUCAUCUUCCCCCUGCACAAGGUGGUGUACCUCUCACUCUUUGUCUUCGUCAACUUUUGGACCAUUUCCAUACACGACGGAGAUUACCGCAUCCCCGGCCCUCUGAUAUGUCUGAUUAACGGUGCUGCCCACCACGUGGACCAUCACCUCUACUUCAUCUACAACUAUGGACAGUACUUCACACUCUGGGAUCGUCUGGGGGGCUCCUACCGACACCCCUCCGCCCUGCUGGGGGAGGGCUCCCACGACCACGUACGCAAGCUCAUGGCAGAGGCUGCAAAGACAAAGUGA